UUUCGGGAUAUCAUGGGGAAAAGUGAGUGUACUGUCAAAUAUAUACCACCCGAGAAUUCUAUAGUUCACCAAUGUUCAACAACCCAUGACUAUGUGUCCUUUACCACAUGUAACGAAACUGGUCAGUGGCUACGAUUCGACGACUUGGUGAAUAAAGCAUGCGAAGAUCUGCCGUACAACCCAGUUCGUGAUUAUAAGAAUAUAUUUUGCUACAUAUGUAACACAUACCGCACAUGGGAAUACAUAAAGGCGGAUUACAUACCCAAGGACCCUACGCCUUUCUCGGUUGCUCUGUCGUCUUUAUUAGAUCUUUCUGAUGGAACCCCGAUGGCGAAUGAGGCGGCUUUGAAUGAGUUGACCUGUUCAGAGCUAGAAGACCCGUAUUUGUGUACUUGCAGGAACACCAGUUGUGUUAAUGGCAAGAAGCUCAAGGGUGGAGAAUGUGUAUCUGUAUUUGAAGUCACCAAUUUAAUUAGCUAUUUGAUAGUUUUAGAGGUGGAGGUACGAUUCAACUCAACCGUCAUUAGCUCAGACGACACCUUGAAUUUUAAAGAUAUAAUACAAAGUAACAUAGCUGAAUUGGUGGGUAGUUUGACAUUUAUGAUUACAAUUGUACAAUAUAUUAGUCCGUGUAGGGAGAGUAUGACCAUAAUCUAUGGAGUGGAGUUUCCGGUUAUCUUCAAAAAAGCAGUGAACAUCAGAGAAUUUGAAAACAGAAUUUUGUCAGAAUUACCAAGAUGGGGUCAAAUGAACAUAGAUAUGCACUUAACCUUUUCAUUUAAAGGCAAACGUUUACGUCCACAAUUUACUUAUAUUCUCAACAGUGAUCUAACUAUUCCUUGUAAGAAAUACAAUUCCGUCAACAUGUUUCAUCGCAUGCAAAAUGAGAAUAUUUUGUUCACAAUGUCAGAAACAGUAACUUUUCAUAAAAUUUAUACGUGUCCAUCUAUAGCUCUCCAUGAAACCGAAGUUAUCUUUUAUAUUGCCAACAAAACUUUACUGAUAAGAGCGAAUAACAGAUUACUUAACGACUUUGAAUUCCAAAUAACAAUGGAUGGUGGUUAUUUGGUGUGCGUUGAUGAUUACACUCAACAAGCUAUUGGUGCAGAAGCAAAGCCAUGUCCCGAUGCAGGAACAACUAAAUUUGUUAGUUACCCAAAAUCUAGCAUAUCAACAUUGGGUCUAUUGUCUGGUAUCUGCACAAGUUGUUCAUUGUUCUUUCUUUUCGUCACAUUUCUUGUGUUCUGUCUUCUAAAGAAACACUGUACAUCAACUGGAACAGGCAUCAUGGCGCUGACUGUAACACUCUUCAUAGCCCAGGCUUUGUUUGAAUUUGGAGCUGAACAGAUAGAGAUAAAAUGGGUUUGUGAAACACUUGGAGUCCUGACUCAUUUCUUUUGGUUGUCGGCCACUUUCUGGAUGAACGUAUGCACUAGUAUACUUUUCUACAAUUUGACUUACCCAAUGGAGUCACGGCUUAUAUCCACAGGUAAGAUGAUGUUUUACUCAAUUCUCUAUACAUGGGGAUGUCCUAUGCUGAUUGUUAUGGUAGUGAUUCUAACUUCCCAUUUACAGUUUGGUAACCUGGGUUAUGGAGGAUCAUCCUGUUACAUCACCACAUCUACAUGUAGAAGAUUCGCAUUUGCACUACCCGUAGGAUUAUUGAUAUUACUUAAUAUUGGCUUAUUCUCUUACACGUUCAUCAAACUUCGACGAGCCAAAAAGAUUCAGUCAAAUCAAGAAAAUCAGAUCGGUAUGUUCGCUUGUCUGAAACUAUCAGUUAUCACUGGACUCACUUGGAUUUUUGCUUUCCUUUAUGAGGCUACGGGAUAUGAAGCUUUUGUUUAUUUAUUUACCGUUUUUGUUGGUGCCCAGGGCUUUAUACUGUUUUUGGUAUUUGCAUGCAACAAAAGAAUCUUCAAGCAGGUGAAAAGUGUGUAUACUAACACCAAGACCAAUGAAAGAUCUGGGAAUAAUAAAUCAAGAGCCGAAAUUAAAGACGAGACCAAAAACCUCCCAAACACACGUCCCCCAUCCAUGGCAGAAGUGAACGCUGUUGAAAACAAUUCAACAAAUAAAGGUUGAAGUUCCCUCAAACAUUGCCUACAAAAGUUUUGUGACGGAGGUGUUGAAUUGAAAAGAAGAAAUUGGUGGUGGUCAACAGGUAUCUUAAGACGACGGAUGAAUUUUGCGUCGCUCAUUAGAAAUUGGGUGGACGUAUUCCUACUUAGAUCAUUUUGAGGUUAACGUAGGGUCUUUGUUUAAUUUUGUUUAGGUUAAUCCCAUUAGUGUUUCUUGAAAAUAUUUAUAUAAUCUGACGUAUCAAGCGUUAUUAUUCGUACUGAAUUGAUAUUUGAAACAUCACAA
Molecule: messenger RNA, 2367 nt
Organism: Patella vulgata (common limpet)
Lineage: Eukaryota; Metazoa; Mollusca; Gastropoda; Patellidae
Exons: 2
Coding region: 13-2085 (690 amino acids)
Biological process (GO): G protein-coupled receptor signaling pathway; cell surface receptor signaling pathway
Cellular component (GO): membrane
Molecular function (GO): G protein-coupled receptor activity
Source: RefSeq, a predicted model, not a curated record